AUGGGUAUUUCUAAGAGAGAAAAAGAAUUAUUAAAUGUUAUAGAAAAAUUAAAAAAAGAAAAUCAAGAAUUAAAAUCAAAACUUUCAACAAGAGAAAAAUUAAAUAAUAAAAAAAACAAUAAUAAUAAAGAGAUUAUCAUAGAAGAAGAGGUUGAAAAUGAAAAUGAAAACGAAAAUGGUAGUCAAAAUAUGGAUUGUGGUUUAGAAAAAGAAAAAGAUAUAGAUACAAUAAUGAAAGAAUUAGAAACUAAAAAAUAUAAAACAAUAGCAAAAAUCGCAAAAACAAAGUAUGGUGUUCAACAAUUGGGUGGUAAAAAAUUAGAUAUUUUAGAAAGAAUUAGAGAAUCUAUUAAAUUGAAAACAACAACAACAACAACAACAACAACAACAACAACAACAACAACAACAACAGAGAAGAAUCAACAACAACAACAAAAACAACAACUAAUGAGUGAUGGUGAAAGAUUAUUUUGGAAAAUUUUUAGAAAUAAAUAUUUAAAUAGACAAAUUAUAAAUAAAUUAUGUACAGGUAAACAUUCAUUAAGAUAUGAUGAAGUUUUUAAUGUUAGUCGCAUGAUUGAAUGUAAUGAAAUUGAAUUGUUAAAAGACAAAGUUUAUAGAAAUCAAUAUUUAACAGGUUUUGAAAAAUCAUUAUCAGAUUUAUUUUCAGCAAUUAAAGAUGAUAAAAAAUUCUAUACAAGCUUUUUUAAAUUUUAUCCAAAGAUAUCAUUAUUCAGUAUUGAUUAUACUGUUGAAAAUAUUUUAAAAUCUGAUUGCAUUGGUGCAUUAAAAUCAUUAGUUGAAGAAAAUAAUUAUAAACCAACUACCGAUAAUAUUAUUCAAUCAAUCGAAGAUGGUAGUUAUAAAACAUUUAAAUAUAUGAUGAAUCUUUUUGAAAAUUCAAAUAAUAAUGAAAAUAAUAAUAAUAAUAAUAAAAAUAAUAGUAAUAAUACCAAUAAAAAUAGUAUAGAUAAAUUUAAAUUACCAUUCACAGAAAAUGAAUUUUGGAAAUCAAUAUUUGGAUACUGUUUUAGAAAACGUGCUAAAUUCAUUAACUUUAUGAUUAACAGAUACCAUAUAAAACCAGCAGCUGUGACACCACUUAGAUUUGAAAAAAUUUCAAAAUUUUGUCCAAUCCAAGAAUCAUUACUUAUUAAAGAUUUAAUAAAUAUAUGUGAAUCUAUGAUUCAUUUAAAAGUAAAACCAAAAGGUUUUUAUCAAAAUAUUAUUUUUAAAAAAUUAAAAAAGAAAGGUGAUAGUAAAAGUAAAAGUAAAAAUGAUAGUAGUAGUGAUAGCGAAAGUGAAAGUGAAAGUGAAAGUGAAAGUGAAAGUGAAAGUGAAAGUGAAAAUGAAAAUGAAAAAGAAAAAAAAGAAAAAAAAGAAAAAAAAGAUAAUGAUAGUAGCAGUGGUAGUAGUGAUAGUGACAGUGAUAGUAGUGAAAGCGAAAGAGAAAAAGAAGAAAAGGAAGAAAAAAAAGAUAAUCAUGAUAAUAGUGAAAGUGAUAGUAGUAGUGAAAGCGAAAGUGAAUUUGAAAGAAAAAGAGAAAAAAAAGAAAAAAAAGAAAAAAAAGAAAAAAAAGAAAAAAAAGAAAAAAAAGAUAGUAAUGGUGGUGGUUGUAAUAAAAAAAUUAAAAGAAAGAUUACACCUAUAUUUCCAAGUUUAAAAGAAUUUAAAGAAACAAUUGAAUCAAUAACUAAAAUUGAAAGAAAUCAAAAGAUAUUUGAUUUUGUUUAUUAUCAAUAUAAUAGUGAUAAUAAAAAUAAAUUAAAAUCAAUUUUAAAAUUAUUAGGAUUGUUUUAUGGCCAUAGUUUUUUUGAAGGAAAUGAAUUUUAUUCAUUGUUAGCAGGUGAAAAAGUAAAUAUAUCACGUAAUAUAAAACAUUCAGAUUUAUUAUUGCAUUCAUUUAGAUUUGGUGAUAUAGAAUUGUUUAAAGAAGUUUCAAGAUCAACUAUUUGUUCAACUAUUCGAAAUGUAAUUUUUGAAGAUAAAUCAUUUGUUGGAAAUAUACCAAUUCUCUUUCAAUUUCAAAAUAAAAAAGAAAAUCAAAUUCAAUUCAUUAAAGACAUUUGCAAAUAUCUUAAUAUUGUAACACUCCAAAAGAAAUAUGGAGAUAAUCAUAUUUACAUUUUCUUUGAACAAGUUUUAUUAUAUGAUGAUUUAGAAUUGAUAGAAUUAGCAUAUGAUCAAUUAAAUAAACCAAUGUUAAAAAUUGAACAUAAAAAUGAAAUAGGAAUCGGAGUUUCAACCAGUGUUGGUGGUAAUCCAAGUUUUCAUACUGAAUUUCAUUUUAUUAGAUCAGAAAAAGUAUUGGAAUUUGUUUUUAAUAAUUGUUUAAAAAAUAAUAGUAAAGUAUUGCCAAUUACAGCAUUUAUUUAUAAUUGUAGAUUGGAUUUAGUUGAAAAGUAUAAAUCAUUAUUAUUAUCAGUACCAACAGCACCACCAUCGCCAUUGCUUAAAAGAGAUAUAGUUUUCAAAGUACCACUCCCACCAAAAUUAAAUACUUGCCAAUUCAAUUCAAUGGGUUUAGUAUUGAAAACAUUUAUAGAUUAUCUUCAAUCACCUCUAUCAAAAGGUUGUGGUGAUAGUAAAGGUGUUGUUUUCACAAAUUCUCAUAUAGUUAGCUAUAAAGGCGUCAAUUCAGUAUUGGAUUUUACCUAUCUUUACUCUAUAACUCUAGAUAGAAAUUCUGGCAAUAAUAGACCCUAUCUACCAAACAGAGACUGUCCAAAUUAUUAUUUUGUAAUUGCAGUUCAAAGAUGGUUAUUCUACAACAGAAAUGCUUUACCAAAUAGUUAUCAUUUCAGUCCACUCUCUUUUGAUGAAAAAUAUUAUUAUUUUGGUAUUGGUUAUUCUCAUGCUUCAAAAAAAUCAAAAGAAAUUUUCAAUACUAUUGAAGAUACUGAAUGUAAAGGUUUCAUUAAUGAUUUUAUUAAAUUAGGUUUACCAAAUUUUCAUUCGGCUACAACUGAAACAACAACACCAACAACACCAACAACAACACCAACAACACCAACAAAAAAAACAACAACAACCAUAACUGGUAACAAUCCAGAUGUAAUUUUAAAUAAUGGCGAUAAAAUUUGUUUUGCAAAUUAUCUUAGAGGUUUAUUGGAAAAAGAAGCAACAAAGGGUCAUAUUAGAUUAUUUAAAGCUUUGGUUGAUAAUGGUUAUAAAUCAAUAUUUUCAAAAAGAUCAAAUGAUUCAAAAAGUAUUUUCGAUCAAAUUCAAUUACGUGAAAUACUCUAUCGUGCUUUAAGUAAUAACCAUUUACAAUUAUCUCUUUAUCUUUUAGAGGAUUGUAAUAUUUCAAUCACUAAUACCCAAUUUUAUUCAAAUGUUUCUAAAAGAUCUGCAACUUUUUAUGCUUUAAAAGAUUUAUUUAAAAAUAAUGAAAUAAUUUAA
Molecule: messenger RNA, 3402 nt
Organism: Dictyostelium discoideum AX4
Lineage: Eukaryota; Evosea; Eumycetozoa; Dictyosteliales; Dictyosteliaceae
Exons: 1
Coding region: 1-3402 (1133 amino acids)
Source: RefSeq, a predicted model, not a curated record